UAGCAGCACACAACAGCUCACUUAUGAUAAGCCCGCGAAGAAGUGAUGAAACCGGAGAUGACGUAAUCUGCAGAAUCAAAACAGAGAAUUUGACAGCUCAACACCGCCCCGCGAAAGUCAUAUAAAAUGUGAUGGGUGAGGUCACUGACAGAGUCAAAAGUAAACUACAUUUACAUCUAUCCACCGUCUUAAGAUAACGGCGAUACUUUAUAUCGGACUGUCCAGGAAUGCAAACCCGAAGAAAAUAUACUUCUUGCUGGUUUUUUCCGGUAACCGCGACAACCGCUCUGUGUGUAAAUAACGUUAGCUCGUUAGCUUCAACGGCUAACGAAAGUUGCUCCAUGGCUAUCCACGGGCCGAACAUGACCAUAUAUAGACCGGCCACAGAGCUCCCUCGCCGGUGAAAUGUAAACAGUGACUCGCCGAGGAGGCUGACAAAGGGCAAGGCGAAAAACAAAACUGCGCCUGGAAGAGGAAAAAACAAAAAAACACGACGUCUCCGCCAUGUCGUCUGAGCAGGUUAUUGCCAUCGUCAUGGAUGACAAAAUCUACGAGGUGAAUAAAAAGAAGCUGAUAGAGAAGAGCGACUACUUCCGUGCGCUGUACAGCUCCGGGAUGAGGGAGUCCACGGAGGACUCGGUGCAGCUGCAGGGGCUCAGCGUCCCCGGCCUGGAGCUGGUCCUGGAGUUCAUCAACACCUCCAAGGUCCAGGUCGUCAACGAGACCCUGGAGGACCUGAUCGAGACCGCCUCCUUCUUACAGGUCACCUCCAUCCUCAAGCUCCUCACCUCGGAGGUCCGGCAGGACAACUGCGUGGAGCUGUACAGCCUCUCCGAAGUCUACGGGACCCACGAUCUGCGUAAGGCUUGUUUGAAAUACAUGAGCUGCUACUACCACCCCAUGCUGAGGAGGCCCGAGUUCAGCGGCCUCCCCGCCGCUGUCCGAGAGCAAGUCAGGGAGAUGCGCAUGAAAGGCACCGCCACCCUGGUGGCCAUCGGAGACUUCACCUGUCUCUCCCUGGAAAUGGCCGAUCAGGAUGAGCAUUGGUCCAUGCUGAGGUACGGAGAGGCGGAGCAGCGCUGGAAGCCGCUGGCAAACAACCUGCCUCCAGACAUGAUCAACGUCAGGGGAUACGGCUCCGCCGUCCUGGAUAACUACCUCUUCAUCGUCGGCGGCUACAGGACGACCAGCCAGGAGAUCAGCGCGGUGCACUGCUACAACCCCUGCAGGAACGAGUGGAACCCGGUGGCUCCGCUCAACCAGAAGAGGUCCAACUUCAAGCUGCUGGCGGUGCAGGGGAAGAUGUACGCCGUGGGGGGCCAGAGUCUGGGGACGGUGGAGUGUUACAGCCCGGAACAGGACUGGUGGACCUGCGUGUCCUCCAUGCCCGACCCGCUGGCCGAGUUCUCGGCCUGCGAGUGCCAAGGGAUGAUCUACGUCAUGGGGGGAUACACUGCAAGAGACAGGAACACCAGUGUCCUGCGCUACUGUCCCUCCUCUGACACCUGGACAGUGUUUCGGACCUGUUCGGCGCACAUCCGCAAGCAGCAGAUGCUCUCCGUGGAGGACACCAUCUACCUGGUGGGCGGCUACACCCACGAGCUGGAGUUCGGCCCGAGGCAGCGGCGCCCCAGCCAGACGGAGGACGUGCUGACGGUGCAGUCCUACAACGUCUCCACGGGCGAGUGGGUCCAGCUGAAGGAGAACACGUCCAAGUCGGGCCUGAACCUGACGUGCACGCUGCACAACGACGGCGUCUACAUCAUGAGCCGCGACGUCAGCCUGCCCACCAGCCUGGAGCACCGCGUCUUCCUCAAGUACAACAUCUUCUCUGACGCCUGGGAGGCCUUCAGGCGCUUCCCGGCGCUGGGUCAGAACAUGCUGCUGUGCUCGCUCUACCUCCCCAGCGUGCUGUGAUGGUGGGAGAGAGAGAGAGAGAGAGAGAGCUAGAACCCGCUAUUGGCCUGGUGUUUGGCCCCGCUUGUUCUCGCGCACAAUGGGGCUCUGUGGCGUGAGCGGGAGCAGCGGCCCGGUCGCCAGGGGUAACGCCCCCCGUGACCUUUGUUCCUCGAACAAGAAAAAAAAAAAUAGAAGAACGCGCCGCGCUGUCCGUGCUGCUGUGGAUGCAGACGCUGCAAUGGCGAGCGCGAAAGGCGACGGAGGUCAGCGGCAUCGCAACCGCAACGUGCUUUUGAAUCUAUGGGUCACCACAUUCCCGUUGUUUACACUCCAAAUAUUCACUUAAAAAAGCAGAUAGUCAUGAAGCAUGGCUUUGGUUUUACACUGCCACUCUGAUGGAUGUAGCAGGUGAUAUUGUGCGAUGAGAAGGGGCUUAGAGGGAGCUCAACGGGUUGUGUGUCCACUUUGCACGGGCUUAUUUUCCCCCAGAGUCACACUCGGCUUAACGAUGUGCCUUCUGCAACCUCAGUGAGUGGAAGCUGAUAAAAAAAAUAAAAGCACAAAAUACAAAGCCUUUGCUACACUGCUGGAAAACUGACCCACACGGCUGUGACUGAACUAUUUGUCUCCUCUCUGCUGAAGCAGAUGGGGGUUUUCAUGAAGGUACUAAUUGGUUCCUUGAUUAAAUAAAUGUGGAUUGUGGAGACAUGGGACCCUCAAAGUCUUAUGUCAAUGCAACACUUUCAAUGUUUGAUUCAGCAGAUUUCAGAUUCUCUUUGCGUUACUUAUUUUUUUGAAAGCAUAAGAUAAUAAAGACAAUGUUUUUUGUCCCGUU
Messenger RNA from Pungitius pungitius (ninespine stickleback), 2734 nucleotides. It is a transcript of the gene klhl42, whose product is annotated as kelch-like family, member 42. Gene Ontology annotation, molecular function: protein binding. Bases 505 to 1917 code for a protein of 470 amino acids. The transcript is spliced from 3 exons. Lineage: Eukaryota; Metazoa; Chordata; Actinopteri; Perciformes; Gasterosteidae. The record is from RefSeq and is a predicted model, not a curated record.